Paramormyrops kingsleyae is the source of this 2981-nucleotide messenger RNA. RefSeq names its product DMRT-like family A2 (gene dmrta2). Gene Ontology annotation, cellular component: nucleus. The record is from RefSeq and is a predicted model, not a curated record. Gene Ontology annotation, biological process: germ cell development; regulation of transcription by RNA polymerase II; sex differentiation. NCBI's taxonomy places the organism in Eukaryota, Metazoa, Chordata, Actinopteri, Osteoglossiformes, Mormyridae. Gene Ontology annotation, molecular function: DNA-binding transcription factor activity, RNA polymerase II-specific; RNA polymerase II cis-regulatory region sequence-specific DNA binding; protein binding.
CUUGUGUCGCUAGCAACGUGAACGCCUUCCGCUGAAAUAACCUAGGACCCGAUUAACUUCUAGUAGAUCAAAAGGAAACCUAUGGAUUUAAAACCAGAUAUGAAAUAUAUUUCUUCAUUGUAACUUUGAGCUUAGACAUUCUGAGAACAUUUUGUGUGUGAUUGUAAUUUUUUUUCCUUGUCAGUUUUUAGUUAGCCUUUUUCUACUUAUCUUUCGUAUUUUGGACGUAAAUGUGAGGAUAGACUUUACAGGACAAACUAUCCAAAUCAUCAGACAAGACGUUUUGGGAAACAAAAGUUUAAAGACUUCGUAACAGACAGUACAUGGAUGUAUUUUUAGUUUAGUACUUGAAAGUUUUACAGGCGGUUUAUAAUAUCGGGAAAGCUUUAUUGAAAGUUUAAACUAAACGCCGUUAUUUCUGAUCAUUUGUGUCCUACCAAAUGUUUCUGUUUAAUACACUUAGCUAACUGGCUGCUUGCCUUGUGUGUAAAUCUAAAUGCACACUUUAAAAUAAUAGUUGUAGAUGCAAUAGCCUAUUUAAAUUAAAUAAUAAAUGCGUUGAUUACAUUUUCAUCCAAAUUUCAAUAGUAUCGAAUUCGGAAAUACGUGAAGAAAAAGUUCCAAUUGAAGUAAUUGUAGUUUUUAAUCAACGAGAACAUGGAUAUGCGAUCCGAAAUCCCUACGGCCACCGCUGGAUCCCAAGUUCAUCCCGGAGCAGCUGCUGCCUCUAUCCCUGUCUCCAUGGCUAGCAGCCUGCUGCGGGGCCCCCCGCUACUGCUGCGGGCGACUGAGAAAUAUCCGCGCACUCCAAAGUGCGCCCGGUGCAGGAACCACGGCGUCGUGUCGGCAUUGAAGGGACACAAGCGUUACUGCCGCUGGAAGGACUGCAUGUGCGCCAAGUGCACACUGAUCGCCGAGAGGCAACGCGUGAUGGCCGCCCAAGUGGCGUUGCGCAGGCAGCAAGCUCAAGAAGAAAACGAAGCCCGCGAACUGCAGCUGCUUUACGGUACAGCGGAGGGGCUAGCGCUGGCCGCUGCCAACGGCAUCAUUCCACCUCGCCAGAACUAUGAAGUCUUUGCUUCUGUGAGCAACGAGACAAACUCUGAUGGAAAAUUUGAACUGUUUCCAAAAGCCCAAAUGCCAAGAUCUGUCACACCACAACAACAGACUCUUGGGAAGUCCGUGUCCACUGACAGUGAGUCUGUUCCCGGGAUUUCCUCCCCUGAAAUUAGACAUGGGUCUGGUUCUGAAAAUGGAGAUGGAGAGUCCUUCAUCAGCUCCCCUGUUUCCAAGGCCCUGAAAGAUGGAGAAGAGACCCCUGGUUCAGUCAGUCCGCUGGGCUCCGAUUCUGGGUCUGAAACUGAGAAAGAUGAGCAGGAGCCCUCGCCGUCCUCAGCCAGCGCCAGGCAAAUGAACGCCAUCGACAUUUUGACGAGGGUCUUCCCUAGUCACAAGCGGAGUGUCCUUGAAUUGGUUCUACAAGGCUGUGGAAAGGACGUGGUGCAAGCCAUAGAGCAAAUCCUCAACAACAGCGGACAGCCUAAGGUCCCCGAAGAGUCCUGGGCUGCUGAGCGGAUGCUGCAAAGUAUGCAACCGCCGUCAGCUUCGGCCCCCCGGCCCAUGUUACCCGGAGCCAUGACUCUAAGCAACAGAUCUGCGUUCUCCCCCCUGCAGCCGAACGCAGGGCACUUUGGCACAGAUCCCGGUGCCUACCCCUUAAGCACCCACCUGGGACUCAACCCCCUGAGGCUAGCUUACUCGGCCCACAGCAGAGGACUCGCCUUCAUGACUCCCUACUCCACUGCAGGUUUGAUGCCGACUCUCGGUUUCCGGCCUCCCAUGGACUACGCCUUUAGUGACUUGAUAAGGGACAGAUCGAUUUUGCACAAAGACCAGGGGUACGCCAACGGACUGUAUGGGCCUUUGGUGAACAAUACCCCCGAUAAGCAGUGAGUGACUCUUGGAAAGUCGUGCUUGUGACUUGGUGGGGGUACAGCUCAAUUAUGAGUGCAGAAGGACAUGAUGAGAUAUCCAUAGCCAAAAGUGUUCUGCUCUUAGUGGGGAAAUAGAAGAGGUGGUUGGAGACGUGUGAUCCUAAUGGCUCUGGCCUGUACAGACUUUUCUGUUAAAUACGUUAACCUGUCAUGUAGAGCCUAUUCCGAACGUCUGCCCAAAAUCUAUAUAAAAAGUGCCACAAAUUAAAAUUACUGCUUAUCCGUUAAUUACCAAACAAAGCCCAUAACACAAAGACCUCCUUAAUUAGCGUGACACUGCAAUGUUGGUAUGCUUGGAUUCUGCGUGGAGAUUUAGUUCAUAUUUUUGUCAGUAACUUGCAAUUAGUGCAUAGGUAAACUGUUUAAAUCAAUUGUGGUUUUUAUCAUUGUUUGGUUUGGUGCUAGAUUAAACCAAUCCUCACUAAACCAUAAAUGAUUACUGCUGAAGCCUCAUAAGCAACUGGGUGGGAUGAAGAUAUUUUGACAGAGAAAAAAGAAAGAAAUGAUAUCAUUAUCUGUCUUGUACAUUGUGGAUUGCAGUUUGGUUGUUUCUAUAUAAUAUCCCAUUUUACAGGGUCCACAUAAACUCAAAAGGUCACGCUAUAAUCAUUUAUUGAGAAUACAGUUCCAUUUUAUUAAUAUGUUCUUUUUUCACUCUUUGCCUGUCAUUUCUAUUAUGAAAGCUUUUGCAGCUAUAGUUACUAAUAUUGUCACCAAUGUGGGGCUUAAAUAAGUGUCAGUCCUUUAAAUGUACCCAUGUUUUUAAAAAGCACAUUCUAAGUUAUUGCUAUAAUGUGUUGCUAUUUUUCUUGUGUCAAUAACAUAACACACAGUUUAAACUAAUUCAUUUUAGGCAUUUUCUUUCUCGUGCCUCCUUGUAGUUCUUCUACAAAAUAUUGUAUAUUACAUUUCUAGAUGAUUAUAUUUGUAAAUGUACUUUACCCAACAUAAUCGGCAAAAAAUAGUUCUAUUCGAUGAAAUCGCCAU